GUUUGACGUUACGUCUCUGUCGUCAUCGGCAAGCGACGAGUGAUUCAAGCAGAUAGGACAUGUCAAUAGAGAUAUCGCGUGUUUAAAAGUUUAAAUAGUGUGGUAACGUUUCGAUAAUGAGCUCUCGAUUAUUUUUCUAUGUAUUCAGACCGAGAAUACCCAGAUCACGUGGUACGGGAUGUCUGUCUGUAUUCAAAACACACAGUCCUGCGAGAGGCAAACAUGAGGAGGCACAGAAAGGAGCCCCAAACACCUCCUUACACUUUACUAAUUCAUCACUGGGGUUUGCUGUGUCACAGAACGGAUGCAGAUUGAGUUUCUGCAGGAGCUUCACAACCUCUGCGUGCAGGACCGACGCCAUUGGACAGGUGCAGUCGACGCACUAUCACCUGGUGUACACCUGCAAAGUGUGCUCCACUCGCUCCAUGAAGAAAAUAUCCAAGAUAGCCUAUCACAAGGGUGUUGUCAUAGUAACGUGCCCUGGAUGCAACAACCACCAUGUCAUCGCUGAUAAUCUGAACUGGUUCUCUGACCUGGAGGGGAAAAGAAACAUUGAGGAGAUCCUGGCUGCUAAAGGAGAAUCAGUCCGAAGAGUUCAAGGGAAUGAGGCCCUGGAAAUUGUUGCAGAGGAGUCAAUAAAGGAGGCGUCAAGAAAUGAUCCAGAUGAACAGAAUCCAAAACAUCUGAGCGACGGGUCGGACAAAACAUGACUGACAUUUGUGAAUUGCAUCACUGGACUUUUAUAUCAACUGUCUAAAACUAGCAGUUUUGAGGUCUAGUAAUUACCAAGAGCUCAUUGUAUCAUUUUGUUAUAGUUUUAUAUUUUGUUGUUCUUAUUAUUAAAGGGUUAGUUCACCCAAAAAUGAAAAUAAUGUCAUUUAUUACUCACCCUCAUGUCGUUCUACAGCCGUAAGGCCUUCAUUCAUCUUCAGAACACAAAUUAAGAUAUUUUGAUUAAAUCGGAUGGCUCAGUGAGGCCUGCAUUCAAAGCAGUGACAUUUCCUCUCUCAAGAUCCAUAAAGGUACUAAAAACAUAUUUAAAACAGUUCAUGUGAUUUCAGUGGUUCUACCUUAAUAUUAUAAAGCGACGAGAAUACUUUUUGUGCGCCAAAAAAAAACAAAAUAACGACUUUUCAACAAUACAGUGAUGGGCCGAUUUCAAAACACUGCUUUACGAAUCGAAUCAGUGACUCGGAGCGCCAAACUCACGUGAUUUCAGCAGUUUAGCCGUUUGAUAUUAGAUCCGAAUCACUGAUUCGAUUCGUAAAGCUCCGAAGCAGUGUUUUGAAAUCGGUUCAUCGCUAAAUUGGCCUCACUGAGCCAUCGGAUUUAAUAAAAAAUAUCCUAAUUUGUGUUCCGAAGAUGAAUGAAGGCCUUACGGGUGUAGAACGACAUGAGGGUGAGCAAUAAAUUACAUUAUUUUCAUUUUUGGGUGAACUAACCCUUAGCACUGAAAAACAACCGUCUCAUCACUUUGGAGGUUUUUUAAGUGUUCGACUCCCCCUUGUGGUCACUGCAAUAUUUUCACUCGAAUGUCCCUGUAUAUGUUUAGAUGACUCGCACUAUAUCAGCGAACUUGGACUGGUAAACAUGAAUACAACUAAAUCAAUACUGGUUUUACAA
Messenger RNA from Ctenopharyngodon idella (grass carp), 1623 nucleotides. It is a transcript of the gene dnlz, whose product is annotated as DNL-type zinc finger. Gene Ontology annotation, cellular component: mitochondrion. Lineage: Eukaryota; Metazoa; Chordata; Actinopteri; Cypriniformes; Xenocyprididae. The coding region runs from base 117 to 710 and encodes 197 amino acids. The transcript is spliced from 3 exons. Gene Ontology annotation, molecular function: protein-folding chaperone binding; zinc ion binding. The record is from RefSeq and is a predicted model, not a curated record. Gene Ontology annotation, biological process: protein import into mitochondrial matrix; protein stabilization; protein folding.